AUGACCUCACAAUAUGCUGCGGAGCUAUGCGAGCUUCUCGUAGAAGAGAACUUCGGAGAGCUGUUUGGGCGAAUCUUCGCAACACUUUCGCGCUAUGAUCGCCUCAAUCUGCCUCGCCUCAAGGCUUACUCCGAACUUCCAAAUCGCCAGCUUCUCCCCGCACUCGCUGCUAUGAUUCAGCAGCACCUUGUCUACCAUUACACAUCCUACGAUGAUGGCGUUACGUAUUAUGAAGCCAAUAUGCAGUCUGCAUACUAUCUUGUCCGUUCUGGAAAAAUUCUGGAACUUGUGGAGGAACGACUGGGCAAGUAUGCGGCGACCAUCCUGUCAACCAUCAUGUAUCUCGGACAUGCCCAAGUGAGCUACCUGGAGACUUUGCCGGAAUUGACAUGCGAGGCGGUCAGAGCCAAUGGCGUUUCUAAGGAGCAUGCCGGAUUCGAGGAAGAUGAAGAACAGUCGAAUGGACUCAAUGGAGAACAUACCAGUGAACAGCCUGAGCUUCUUCACCCGACAUUGAAAGUCCUAGCUGCCCAUGGUUAUAUCAUCCGUGUUAGGGAGGCACAAUUCCAGAGCCAUGCGGACAACAUCCUCGACGCAGAGCGAGUCAUAAGAUCUAAACCAGAGAUCAAAGCAUUGAAGGGCAAGAGGCUAGAGGAGGCAGUCAUAGAAGGAACACUCGGAUUGCUCAAGGAGAGAACGGACGGGGACCUGACCCGCGGUCUGAUAGUCCAUGGGGCUCCCAGAGGCGCCAAGCGCAAAUACAGUUCUCGGAGGGCUGACGAGCCCAACAAAAAAUCCCGAAUCGAUCUUGCCAGCGUCGAUGAAAAUGAUGAGCAGGAUGAGGAAGAGGAGAACGAAUGGUCGGAUGAAGAAAUGGGCUACGAUACCACUCCAAUGGAGUCUGGGUUGGUUGUCCGAGUCAAUUAUAACAAGCUCGACGUCGCACUGCGAAAUCGCCGCUUUAUAGAAUUAGCUGAGCAGGGCGUGUCGCCAGCAACAGCUGAAGUAUAUGAAUGCCUACUUCGACGCAUUGAGUACCAGACCCAUCAGUGCCGAGACACUGCCGAGAUACCUCGAGAGGGAGAAGAGGGAGAGCAGUACUCUGUGCCGAUAGCACUCAGUGCAUUAGCCGAAGACGUCGACCCAGGGCUUGACCUUUCUAGUUCUACGGGUCCCAUGGAUACCUCUCAGCCAGAUGUCAGGCGUGGGAAACGGCCCUUGGAAAGUGAUGUUGAUGGAACAAAUCACGAAGGGGCGAAUGGACUGUCUUCUGGCGGUAAUCGUACUUUUGAGAUCGACCAACACCUUUCUCUUUUGGCGCAGCCACCCCACAACCUCACAUCCAAACGCAUGGUUUCGGGCCUCGUCACGUGGACAGUAGAGUUCCGUCAUCUGGCGCGAAAGCUCCGGCACCUCGAACUGGAGAGGAUGAUCGAGGCUCGGUACGGCGACGUUGCGUUGCGGGUGGUCCGAGUUCUCCAUGCCAAGGGCAAGCUAGACGAGAAGCGACUCCAAGAAAUCAGUCUGCUCCCCUUCAAGGACCUGCGGCAGGUCCUUGCGAGCAUGCAAGCAGGCGGAUUCGUGGACCUGCAAGAAGUGCCACGGGACGCUCAGCGCCAGCCAUCACGCACAAUCUACCUCUGGUACUACGACCCUGACCGCAUCUGCAACAGUGUGCUGCAGGACACGUACAAGGCCAUGUCACGGUGUCUGCAGCGUUUGAGGUUUGAGCGUAGCCGGCUAAAGGAGUUCUUGGAGAAGACGGAGCGGAGUGAUGUCAAGGGCAACGAGCAGCGUUAUCUAUCUGAACCGGAAUUGGUGCUUCUAGAACAGUGGAGGGCCAAAGAGGCGUUGUUAUUAGGCGAGGUGGCGCGCCUGGAUGAGAUGGUUGCUGUGAUGAGAGACUAUUGA
Aspergillus pseudoviridinutans is the source of this 1911-nucleotide messenger RNA. Its product is annotated as putative DNA directed RNA polymerase III subunit Rpc82. Gene Ontology annotation, molecular function: single-stranded DNA binding. The record is from RefSeq and is a predicted model, not a curated record. Lineage: Eukaryota; Fungi; Ascomycota; Eurotiomycetes; Eurotiales; Aspergillaceae. Gene Ontology annotation, cellular component: RNA polymerase III complex. Gene Ontology annotation, biological process: DNA-templated transcription. The transcript has 4 exons. The coding region runs from base 1 to 1911 and encodes 636 amino acids.